CAGAAGCGUGUCAAACAACUUUUCAUUCAGCAUUAGGCUGAUAUAUGUAUAUAUGUAUAUUUCAAUUUGCUUCGUUUUUGCGCUGUUUGAUUCGUCAUUCUCAAUCAUGAACGCACAGAGAGGGGAUAGUCAGAAACGACUUGCAGAUGAGCAGAAUCAAGCAACACCCCAGCACUGAAUACCCCAAGAAACCAGCAGAGGAUGUUUUGACACCUUCAUUUGUUCCUCCAGCCUUCCUCUCAACAAUGGACCUCUUUUUGCAGGGAUCCUCUUUAAACUUAUCAAAACUGCUCCACAAUAUCAGCAUUCCUGUCAACGCCUCUGGGAAUUAUACUAACAACCAGUUCACAGAGGUCAACCUCUUUGAAAUCCUGGGUCCGAAACGCUCUCCCUUUUUCUUCCCAGUGACCAGUAUUUACCUUCUCAUCUUUCUCAUUGGCUUGUCUGGAAAUCUGCUCACAUGUGCAGUGAUUGCAAAGCACAAAAAAAUGCGUAAUCCUACAAACUUUUACCUUGUGAGCCUGGCUGUAUCGGAUCUUCUCGUGCUUUUGUUUGGGAUGCCCUUGGAGAUUUAUGACCUGUGGGAAAACUAUCCAUUCCCCUUUGGUGAGGGUGGCUGCUACUUCAAAACGUUCCUGUUUGAAACUGUGUGCUUUGCCUCCAUCCUUAAUGUCACAGCUCUGAGUGUGGAGAGGUACAUAGCUGUGGUAUAUCCACUCAAAACACGAUACCUGUCGACUAACCAGCACGCCAAACGGGUCAUCACCAUUGUGUGGGUGGUUUCAAUGAUCUGUGCCAUCCCCAACACCUCACUGCACGGCAUCUUCUACCUGCCAGAUAGAAUGGAGGAGUCAGCUAUUUGCACUGUGCUGAAACCUUUGUGGAUCUAUAACCUGGUCAUGCAAAUCACAACUGUCUGCUUCUAUUUUAUACCCAUGAUGGUUAUUAGCAUGCUGUACUUAGUCAUGGGCCUUCAUUUGGGGAGAGAAAGGCGGCAGUCCAGUGGGAACCUGGGAAAGAACUGUUGCAGCACUCGAAGGAAGAUGAGAGUGGAGAAUGGCCGAAGGAGACAGGUCAUCAAAAUGCUCUCAAUCGUGGUGGCAGUGUUUGGAGUCUGCUGGGCACCCUUUCACAUCGAGCGUCUCCUGUGGAGCUCUAUCAGCCAGUGGACCGACUUGAUGCACAACAUUUAUCAGUAUGUCCACAUCCUGUCUGGCGUCUUCUUCUACCUCAGCUCUGCAGUCAACCCUAUCAUCUACAGCCUGCUCUCCACGCGGUUCAGAGAGUGUUUUCGAGAACUUGUUUGUUCCCAGGGGGAGGACAGUAACUCUGUCAGAGACUCCCCUCCUUUUCCUAAAAUUUUGCUGGAUCCCUCCGUUGCAAGUUCAAGGGGUCAGGCCGAGGGGAAGGACUCUAAUGCUUUCAUCCCUUUGCUGUCUCCUAACAUGACACUGAGUAUGGACACUGAAAUCCUCACAUGUGCUUGUACAGACACAACGUGCAAGACCUCUGUAUUCUGACAUUUUAUUUGAACAAGCUAGAAAGCAGCUGGUGCAGAAAUAUUGUAAACUGACAGAUUAACAUUUUGGAUCUUAGGUUUAUUUGUUUCCAGAAUUUGUUGACAUGAUGCUGUAUGAUGAAUACUGCCAGAAGAAAAUGAGCUUAGCUUAGAACUGAGACUUGAAACAAAUGAAGACAAGUAGGCUGUGUCAUAAUGUAAUGAAACUGUCCCGUCUUCUCGUCUCUGACCCUUUUAUUAACAUUGGCUCAUCUCAAAAGUAAAAAAGGUUCUAAUUGAUGAGCCAUGUAAAUCCAAAAGUUGUUUUCGUGUUGUAUUUUAGUGCAAAGAGAGAUCAUUUGGAAGAAAACAACAAAAUCUACUGCAAAAUCAUGACACUGGAAAUGUACGAAUUUUUGGCAGUUAGGCUGCUGAGACUAUGAAGCAUGAUGUUAUUGGGGACUGGGACUGGACCCCCUGAUGUUUAGUGGUGGUGGUGGAGCAAAAAUAUGGUUGAUGAACACCAUAAAGAUGAGAUUCACUGAAGAACCAGUCUGAGAUUGAGAUGGGGAGAAGCAAUGCCUAAAGGGCAUAGUGACAGUGAGGAUAGAGAAUAGGAACUACUGGCUGAUUGGCUUGGAGAGCACAGAUUUCACUGGAGAAGAGUAGUGACAAUGGCAGUUUUUUUAGGAGAUGAUUUCGAAAAUGAUGUGAUAAUAAAAGAGACAGCAAAAAAAUAGCUGACAGGAUAGGAGGUUGAAUGUGAAAGAACCCCCCCCCCCCUUUUUAAAAUAUCAAGAUACCUGUAAAAAUACAUUGUAAGGGUAAAGGGCAUAUAUUUGUUUUUUAAAUCUUUGAGAGCCAAGCUAACCGUCCCCCUAUAUUUACAGUCUUUAGUUGCUUAGCUUUCCUGUAGCUCCAGUAUCAUAUUUAGCAGUAGUAUUAUGGAUAUUCUCAUAUAAUCCUAGCAAAGGAUGUGGAUAAGCAUAAUUUCCAGUAUGUUUUGCUAUUUUUUUAAACUUAUUACAUGUCACUAAAAAGCUUGGAUGUAAAAUGAUUAUUUAUUCUUUGUUUGAAGCUUUGAAUCAUAUUUGACAACAGUGCCUGCAUAUUUUACCUGCUGUCUUAUUUUUUAACUGCUGUAUGCCUUAUGUCGGAAAGUGGAAAAUCAGAUCGAUCUGAGCCAAAUGAUUACAUGUUGUAAUUGAUAUGUUGUACCUGAAAAUUAACGUGAUGCUAAUUUGCAAAAAGAAGUAGUAUAUGUCUCUGUGUUUCAGUGGGACAAAGAAUGUGAUAAUUUAUUGUGAGCUGUUGCUAAUAUUUUUGGGGUUUUUUUCUCUUGUUGCAUGGCCAGCCGGUAAGCUGUUGUUCACUGUGAUUGCAAAAAUGAAAACUGAUUAUGGCUAUUGUGCAAUGGCUAAUUCAAAAGCAAAAUAAAUAUUAAGCUGUCUCUACAUAGCUGUCACAUGUUUGAACUAUGUAAAUGCUGGCAACACAUUAUUAGAGUGCUGUUAUUUUGAUUACUGAACCAUGAAACUGAAGAGUUUAUUCAUCACCGUGAUUGCAUUACGGAAUUUCUUUUUCCACAAGAGUUUAUAGACCUUGUGUGGUUUGAACCAAAAUAAUAAGCUAGGACAUAUUGACUGGUUGAAUGUAUUGGGUCUUUAGAGUCACUAGUAAGUUGUCCUACUGCCCUUGUGUUGCUGGCCUAAAUAUGUGGUAGUCUUCACCAAUCCCACCACAUAUUACAGGCUGUAUACCCACCUCACUUAGCAAUAGAAUAUGUUAUUCUUACCUUUUUGCUUAUUAUUUAGGUAUCCUUGAUCCAGUUACCUUUUUUAGGCCCAUUGGCCUCGCUGUUGGCUUUCCAGCAGGUGGUUUUCUACGCUUUUUUGUUAUGAAUGAUUACUGUUGAAGCAGGGGCACUGCAUACACGCACACACACACACACACCUCUAAAUAUACUGACAGUUGUUAUUAUGGUUAAGAAUUUUUAGCAUAUUGGCCAAUCCUUUGAGCAAUGGUUGAGAAUUGAUGCAUGGUAUAAUACGUGUUUUUUUUUUUUUUUUUUUUAAUUUGCCACUACACCGCAUGAGUCAAAUUAUAUUUUUUUGCUUUCCACUAUUGAUCAGAAUAAGCUUUAAUCCGUCAGCUGUGACAACAUUGAAUUGAAUAGCAGAAUGGCAGUUCUGCAAGCCACGGCAGGAUGAAAUGGAUACAGUAGGGAGAUUUGCAUUCAUAUUCACUCACUUUCACUCAUUGGACUGGAUGCUUGAACACUAAACAACAUUUUCAAUACAGAUUUCAUUUCCAUAAAAUUCUCAGACAUGUUAUCUAAUACAAAACAAAAUAUCGGCCUUUGCAUUAUACGUUACUUUUGUUCUCUUGAAUGUGUUAUC
Messenger RNA from Pelmatolapia mariae (spotted tilapia), 3897 nucleotides. It is a transcript of the gene nmur3, whose product is annotated as neuromedin U receptor 3. Lineage: Eukaryota; Metazoa; Chordata; Actinopteri; Cichliformes; Cichlidae. Bases 147 to 1520 code for a protein of 457 amino acids. Gene Ontology annotation, biological process: neuropeptide signaling pathway. Gene Ontology annotation, molecular function: neuromedin U receptor activity. The transcript is spliced from 3 exons. The record is from RefSeq and is a predicted model, not a curated record. Gene Ontology annotation, cellular component: plasma membrane.